AUGGCAGCAGAAGCACUUGCGGCUGGUGGCAGGCAGCGACGAGCCCAUAGAAAGUCAACAAACGGUUGCCAGUAUUGUAAGAAGCGGCAUGUCAAGUGCGACGAGCAACAACCGACAUGUGGUCUUUGCAAAAAGGUCAAGAAGAUGUGUAGUCUCGCAAGCGAUACAGCAGAAUCUACCACCGCUAAACCCGGUGAGGGAUUCACACUCCCUAGCAAUGCUUCUCCGGCCUUCAAUCACGCGGGCCUGAGCUUUCGAACACGGCAUGGCGAGGGGUUCAAAUCGUCUUGUGUCAGUAUCCCGGCACCCUUGAGUCCUCCACAUCUGCAACCGUUGCCGAUUGCGGAUCUGGAGCUACUGUAUAAACAGAUGCGUCACAACCAAGCCAUUGGACGUGAUGGUGGUGAUAUUCAGAUCGGCUUCGCCUUCCCAUAUGUGCUGCACAGCAUCUUGAGCUUGUCGGCACUGCAACUCUUCUCAGAACAGCCAUCCAGAACGGAAUUGCUGGAUCGGGCCUGCGCGCAUCAGAAUCCGGCACUCGCUUUAGUGCGGCCGCACCUUCUCGAUAUCAACAAAUGCAAUGUCGAAGCAGUGGUCAAAUUCAGUGCCAUCACCUCGGUCGUUGCUCUCGCUCAGCCGCUAUACCAACAGCCAUAUCGGGUCAGCCGGCGAAACGAUCCUAUCGAUGACAUGCUUAUCUCCUUUCACAUGACAAGAGGCAUAAGGACUGUUCUAGAACGCCAAUGGCAGAUUGAGCAAGUGGAGUUCGAUCCAGAUGCCGGCCCCGCCUUGGACGAUGAAGAUCCAUGGCAGCAGGAUCUCAUGUCUAAAUAUCCGCCUUAUCCUGUCUUGCGAGACCUGAUCAACAUACACUGCACAAUCGAAGAAGACAUUCUAGUUUGUCUCGAUGCAACACGAAAGAUCUUUUCUUUCGUCACACUUCUGGAAGAGUGUCCGAAUCUUCAUCCCGACGCACGGUUGGUCCAGAUCUGGCCGAUAGAGAUCAAGAAGCGGUUCUUCGAUAUGCUCAUUGCACGCAAGCCGAUUGCAUUGUUGAUUCUUGGGUAUUAUUCUGUACUUAUGAGGUUGAGAUCUGACACCAUGUGGCCUUUGCAUGAAUGGCCUUCGAAGCUUUUGCAACGGGUGGAAGAGGUCUUGGGAGAUGAGUGGCUAGAAUAUCUCGAAUGGCCGAAGAGCAGGGUGCUCGAUCUAAUCGACGAAGAAGAAUGUGUUUCGAAGACGUCUGUAUUGUCCUGUUGA
Molecule: messenger RNA, 1260 nt
Organism: Aureobasidium pullulans EXF-150
Lineage: Eukaryota; Fungi; Ascomycota; Dothideomycetes; Dothideales; Saccotheciaceae
Exons: 2
Coding region: 1-1260 (419 amino acids)
Biological process (GO): regulation of transcription by RNA polymerase II
Molecular function (GO): DNA-binding transcription activator activity, RNA polymerase II-specific; zinc ion binding
Source: RefSeq, a predicted model, not a curated record